Molecule: messenger RNA, 1527 nt
Organism: Camelina sativa (false flax)
Lineage: Eukaryota; Viridiplantae; Streptophyta; Magnoliopsida; Brassicales; Brassicaceae
Source: RefSeq, a predicted model, not a curated record
AUGUGUCUUCCAUUUCGACCGGUAUCCAAAACCCUUUCUUCCUCUUCUUCUUCGACUAUCGCGACGCGUAUGAUAAAUUGCAUACUACUUUCCGCAUUCAUUUGCUUGGUCUACCUCCUCAUCUCGGCCUCAAGGCUUCAAUCUAAAACCUCUAUUCAUGCCUACUUCUCAUCUUCUGAUCAAGAUCAAUCUAAGAGCCUAACAAAAAUCAACCACAUCGUCUUUGGGUUAGGCUCAAGCACGAACUCUUGGCCUGCGCGUAGAGAUUACGUUAAGCUUUGGUGGGAUGCUCAGAAAAUGAGAGGCUGCGUCUUCGUUGACCAACCUUUGUCGUCUUCGGAGAACCACACAGAUUCUGAUCUCCUUCCUCCGAUUUGUAUUUCCCAAGAUACUUCUCGGUUCAGGUACACUUGGAGAGGUGGUGACAGAAACGCGAUCCGAAUUGCGCGGUGCGUUCUAGAAACUGUCAGGCUAUUCAACGCUUCCUCAGAAGAGAUAAGAUGGNACCCUAAUAUCAUCUCACGUUUUUUUCUUCUUCAAAACGGUUCCAAUUAUAAUUCGGCAUAUAAUUGUCUUGAUUUUGAUUCCUCUUCCUCGUCUUGUUCAUCUUCUUUUGUUGAUCGCAAUUGGGCAUUGUCCUAUGGUUCCUUACCUCUCUUUAAUGAGGACUCGUCAUCAUCUUUUGAAUUCUUUCAAAGAAAUGAAAAUUAUACAAAGAAAAGUUAUAGUGAUCAACAAGUGCCGAUGCUUCGGCCCGGUUCUUUGGACAUUCCUAAGGAUAGUUCAUACUCAGGCUUCAAUGGCUACGAAACUAAAGAAGAUAUAGAAAAUGUUUUUCUGAACGAUUUUGAUGUCGACGAGGUAGUAUUAGAAGAAUAUAACCCCAAUGAAGAUUUGAUCCUAACUGAUCAACUAAUCGAUGAAUUAACGAAGCAGAAUCGAGAGACCACGUCGACCAAGAUUAUGUCAUCUUCAUCAUCGGGUAUGUCAUCGGUAAUACAUAAAGAUUACAACAUUGAAGCUUUGGCUAAUGCAAGCUCUCAAGAUUACUCUAUAAAUCAAGUGAUUGGUUCAAAAGCAAAGGAAGAGACCAAUAAUCUUCCAAUAUUCCCUAACGCUCUUGUUCAACUUGACUGUGGACAAUCGCAGUUGAUUUUAACCGAUGAGAUGUUACCAUGGGAGAAUCAAAUACCUGUUGAAAGAUAUACUCCGGAAGCUCGAGAAGAGGCGAAGAAGAGAUAUUUCGAAAAGAAGAAGAAACGCAAGUUUGGGAAGCAAAUUAGAUAUGAAUCUCGAAAAUCUACAGCUGAUACGAAGAGACGAAUGAAAGGAAGAUUUACAAAAGCUGGUGCAGAGUAUGAUUAUGACCCAUGCACGAGCUAAUUAUAUUAAGAAACGGACUAAUAAGAUCAUGAGCUAAUUAACAAACCAAGCUCAAUUUUGAGACACCAAUAAGGAAAAUAAAUAGAUGGUGGAAAUCAUAUGACCAUCAUCACAUCUUUUGAUAGUACAUGUUCCGGUCAUAAG